GACAACAUCUUAUUUUUCGGGUAAAAAAAAAGAGAGAACCUUCACGAGUUCCAGAAACUCCGACGACUCCGCAAACAAGAAGCCACCACCUUACCCCUGCGGCCUCGUAAAUUCCCCUUCCUCUCUCUCUUUCUCGCCCCCACAUGGUUGUUUAAAUCUUUAUAAACAGUCACCGAAGCCUGUGAACCCGGCGACUCGACCAUGACCUCCAUUACAUCCGUCGAAUUGAACUACCUUGUGUUUCGUUAUCUUCAAGAAUCAGGAUUCACACAUUCAGCAUUUGCUUUAGGAUAUGAGGCAAGUAUCAACAAGUGCCCUAUUGAUGGAAAUUUGGUUCCCCCUGGUGCUCUUAUUACAUUUGUACAAAAAGGACUUCAGUACUUGGAGAUGGAAGCAAACUUGAGUAAUAAUGACACAGACAUGGAUGAAGAUUUUUCGUUCUUACAACCUUUGGAUCUUAUCACUAAGGAUGUCUAUGAAUUGCGGCAAAUCAUAAAAGAAAAAAGGAAAAGUCUACAGAAGGAAAAAGAUAAAGAUAAAGAUAAAGAUAAAGAUCUUGGUAGGGAACACGAAGGAGAACGUGGAAGAAUAAGAGAUAAAGAAAGACAUGAAAGGGAGAAAGAACUCGAAAAGGAUAAAGAGAGGUCAGACAAGGACAAGGAUAGAGAAAAACAGCACGAGGAACAAACUAAUAGAGAAAUGGUCACGGAUCAAGAAGAUAAAGUUGAAGUAAAACUUGAAGAUAAUAAAGUAUUAGGAGGUAAGUAUACUUUUUCAUUGUAUUUGUUCCAUUGUUUUUUUGGUCAUCUCUUUAUUUUAGCUUUUAUAUCAUCCAUGAAGUAUGAAAUUCUUUGGAUGUGUUCACAAGGACCAAAACCAAUGGAUAUUUCGACAACCUCGACUUCUCAGGCAUGUGAAAUUCAUAGUUCUGAUGUGACAAUUUUGGAAGGUCAUACUUCAGAGGUCUGUGCUUGUGCAUGGAGUCCAACAGGUUCUCUUCUUGCAUCAGGAUCUGGAGAUUCAACAGCUCGUAUAUGGACAAUUGCCGAUAGUAGCUCGAGACAUGGCUCUAAUGGUCCUCCGAAUGUGCUGGUUCUGAAACAUGUUAAAGGUAGAACAAAUGAGAAGAGUAAAGAUGUCACUACGCUUGAUUGGAAUGGAGAGGGGACGCUACUUGCAACUGGUUCGUAUGAUGGGCAAGCGAGAAUUUGGACUACAAUUGGUGAAUUAAAGAGUACUCUAAGUAAACACAAAGGACCCAUAUUCUCUCUAAAGUGGAACAAGAAGGGUGACUAUCUUCUUACUGGUAGCUGUGAUAAAACUGCAAUUGUAUGGGAUGUAAAGGCAGAGGAAUGCAAACAACAAUUUGACUUUCAUACAGGUCCUACCCUUGAUGUUGACUGGCGCAACAACAUCUCAUUUGCAACAAGCUCUACAGAUAAUAUGAUAUAUGUUUGCAAGAUUGGAGAAGUCCUCCCUAUCAAAACUUUUGCUGGGCAUCAGGGUGAAGUUAACUGUGUCAAAUGGGACCCAACAGGUUCAUUGCUGGCCUCUUGCUCUGAUGAUAUCACAGCAAAGGUAUGGAGUAUGAAGCAGGACAAGUUUGUUCAUGAUUUAAGGGAGCACUCUAAGGAGAUAUAUACUAUCAGAUGGAGUCCCACUGGAGCUGGUACGAUCAACCCCAACCAGCAGUUAGUGUUGGCAAGUGCAUCAUUUGACUCAACAGUGAAGCUAUGGGAUGUGGAACUUGGGAAACUUCUCCACAGCUUGAAUGGACACAGAGAUCCUGUAUAUUCCGUUGCAUUUAGCCCAAAUGGCGAGUAUUUGGCCAGUGGAUCCCUUGAUAGAUCCAUGCACAUCUGGUCAUUGAAGGAAGGCAAGAUUGUUAAAACGUACACUGGGAAUGGGGGCGUAUUUGAAGUUUGCUGGAACAAGGAAGGUGACAAGAUUGCUGCAUGUUUCGCCAAUAACAUAGUUUGUGUUUUGGAUUUCAGAAUGUAAGGUCUUACAAUAUUAACUUGUUCACUUCUGCCUCCUGGUUUGCAAAAGCCCUUAUUCAUGACUGAUAACUUACAAUUUAUUUGGUCUUUAACGGUAGAGAUGACACCUAGAUGGGCAUGUGAAAUGCAUAAUGGUUGGUUAGGCAUGCGUUAACCAUAGAUCAGGCAUUACUAAUGUGAUAAGCUGUGUUUAGUCAAUUGUCAACUAGGCUUAUUAUACUUUUUUGGAGUGAAUUCUAACCGAUCAUGUAUAUAAUUAUUUGGAUAUGAUUUGUAGUUUACAAUUUAUUCCCAAUAAUUGUUGUUUGGAAUGAA
Messenger RNA from Juglans regia (Persian walnut), 2315 nucleotides. RefSeq names its product WD40 repeat-containing protein HOS15-like. The record is from RefSeq and is a predicted model, not a curated record. Gene Ontology annotation, molecular function: transcription corepressor activity; protein binding. The transcript has 13 exons. The coding region runs from base 202 to 2001 and encodes 599 amino acids. Gene Ontology annotation, cellular component: histone deacetylase complex. Gene Ontology annotation, biological process: regulation of transcription by RNA polymerase II. Lineage: Eukaryota; Viridiplantae; Streptophyta; Magnoliopsida; Fagales; Juglandaceae.